Molecule: messenger RNA, 1818 nt
Organism: Falco peregrinus (peregrine falcon)
Lineage: Eukaryota; Metazoa; Chordata; Aves; Falconiformes; Falconidae
Source: the annotation of a RefSeq genome assembly
AUGGGAACCACAAUACUCUUAAGCACCUCCAUAAUCCUCACGCUCACAUUAAUUUUAACCCCCAUAAUCCUACCCCUCCUAACAAAAACCCUAAAAAAUUCCCCAACCACCAUCACUUAUGCCACUAAGACAGCGUUCCUAACCAGCCUAGUACCCAUAGUAAUCUUCAUAUACUCAAACACAGAAAGCAUUACCACCUGCUGAGAAUGAAAAUUCACCGCAAACUUCAAAAUCCCAAUUAGUCUAAAGAUAGAUCAGUACUCAAUCAUAUUCCUCCCUAUUGCAUUAUUUGUAACCUGAUCUAUCCUACAAUUCGCAACAUGAUACAUAGCCUCAGAACCAAACAUCACAAAAUUCUUUUCCUACCUAUCCACUUUCCUAAUCGCCAUACUAACCCUAACCCUAGCCAACAACAUAUUCCUCCUAUUCGUGGGCUGAGAAGGAGUGGGAAUCAUGUCGUUCCUACUAAUUGGAUGAUGACACGGACGAGCAAAAGCCAACACAGCUGCCCUACAAGCCGUACUUUACAACCGAAUCGGGGAUAUUGGCCUCAUCAUCAGCAUAGCAUGAAUAGCAUCAACCCUGAACACCUGAGAAAUCCAACAAGCCUUCUCCCACACACACACCCCCAUACUCCCCCUUAUAGGCUUAAUUCUAGCAGCCACCGGAAAAUCAGCCCAAUUCGGCCUACACCCAUGACUCCCAGCCGCCAUAGAGGGUCCCACCCCCGUCUCCGCUUUACUCCACUCCAGCACCAUAGUAGUAGCCGGAAUCUUCCUACUAAUCCGAACCCAUCCCAUACUAUCCGACAACCAAACUGCCCUAACUACAUGCCUAUGUCUAGGCGCACUCUCCACACUAUUUGCCGCUACAUGUGCUUUAACCCAAAACGAUAUCAAAAAAAUCAUCGCCUUCUCCACAUCCAGCCAACUAGGCCUAAUAAUAGUGGCCAUCGGACUAAACCUCCCUCAACUAGCCUUCCUUCACAUUUCAACUCAUGCAUUCUUUAAAGCCAUACUAUUCCUAUGUUCUGGCUCAAUCAUCCAUAACCUAGCCGGAGAACAAGACAUUCGAAAAAUGGGAGGCCUACAAAAAACACUACCAACAACCACAUCUUGCCUAACCAUUGGCAACCUAGCACUAAUAGGAACCCCCUUCCUAGCAGGAUUCUACUCAAAAGACCUAAUUAUCGAAAACCUAAAUACCUCCUACCUAAACACAUGAGCACUUACCAUAACCCUCCUAGCCACAUCCUUCACAGCAACCUACAGCCUCCGCAUGACAUCCCUAGUCCAAGCAGGAUUCACCCGAAUCUCCCCAACAACCCCAACCAACGAAAACAACCCACUAAUCAUCAACCCCAUUCUACGCCUAGCCCUAGGCACCAUCCUAUCAGGCCUACUCAUCACAUCCUACAUCAUCCCCACAAAAACUCCUCCCAUAACCAUACCCACAAUUACAAAAACUGCAGCUAUCCUAGUCACAACCCUAGGCAUUAUUUUAGCAUUAGAACUAUCAAACAUAACCCACACCCUAACACACCCCAAACAAAACAUCUACUCAAACUUCUCCAUCAACUUAGGAUACUUCAACCUGCUAACUCACCGCCCUAGCACCACAGGCCUAUUAAACCACGGACAAAAAUUUGCCCUCCACCUAACCGACCUGUUCUGGUACAAAAAAAUAGGCCCCGAAGGACUUGCCGACCUGCAACAAAUGGCCACAAAAACUUCAACAACCCUGCACACAGGACUAAUCAAAACAUAUCUAGGAUCUUUCGCCCUAUCAAUCCUAACCAUCCUACUCACACUCAAAAGA